Molecule: messenger RNA, 4154 nt
Organism: Oncorhynchus masou masou (cherry salmon)
Lineage: Eukaryota; Metazoa; Chordata; Actinopteri; Salmoniformes; Salmonidae
Gene: cilp2
Product: cartilage intermediate layer protein 2
Exons: 10
Coding region: 161-3922 (1253 amino acids)
Source: RefSeq, a predicted model, not a curated record
GGACAGAGGCAGGUUUCCAACCACCAUCAUUCACACCUAAGAGCACUCAGACUCUGUAGCCUGACAUUUUGAAGAACAACAAAAUUUCCUCUUGACUUGAUAAUAUAAUACACGCAGAGAGAGAGAAGGAAAGCAUCCAAGUGUGUGAUUGUGGGACACCAUGUGGGACGUUACAAAAGUGUCACUACUCCUGUCUUUCCUGGUGGCAGUGGCAGCGGCUCAAGGGCCCUUCAGGAACAGCUCCCUGCUCAGGAAGUGGAGUCAGACAGACAGGAGCAGGAAGCUGGCCUACAACUUGCUGACUGAGCCACAGCAGACCACAGGCGUGACUGAAUGGACGUCCUGGUUCAACAUCGACCAUCCAGGGGGGAAUGGAGACUACGAGCGGUUAGAAGCCAUCCAGUUCUACUACAGGGAGAGGGUGUGUGCCCGGCCGGUGGCCAUGGAGGCCCGCACCACGGACUGGGUAGCAGCAACAGAGACUGGGGAGGUGACUCACUCCAGCCUGGAGAAGGGCUUCUGGUGCAUCAACAAGGAGCAGCCCUACGGACGCAUCUGCUCCAACUACUACGUCCGCUUCCAGUGCCCACCAGUUCAGGCCUACUGGAUGGACUGGUCUGCCUGGGGCCCCUGCUCUGCUACAGCCUGUAAUGACGUGGGCAUUCAGGUCCGUCAGAGGAAGUGUAUGAGCAUCCAGCCCAUGCCCUUGCUACUGGUUCCGCCGUGCCAGGGGCCCCAGACAGAGAGGAUGGAGUGUGCCACCCUGCCAUGUGAAGCCAAGUGGACUCAGUGGGGUACGUGGGGAGCAUGCUCAGUGACCUGCGGCAAGGGUCGCAGGAUCAGAAGGAGGACCUGUGUGAGAACCUCUAUAACAGUGCAGUGUGUUGGACGAGCAGCUGAAAUCCAGAAAUGUGGGAAAUAUCCAUGCCCGACCAAAUGUAAGCGUGAGUGUCCCGAUGGCCGUCCCAGUGAGGACUGUAGCCGCUGUGUGUGUGUGGGCCACAUGCUCCAAGGAGAGGUACUUAGUAUGACCGGUGUCCCCGUGAUGGGGGCCAGGAUAGCGCUGGCCAGCCGACCCAAGAUAAUCCGUACCCGCACUGACGCCAAAGGCCUCUUCAGGCUCCCAGGGGUCUGCUCCAGUUCCCCCAGCCAGCUCUACAUCAGGAAGGAGAAGUUUGCCCCGGCCACUGCAUCCACCUCCAGCAACAGCAGUGGGUCAUCCUGGGUACGGGCAGUCCUAAAGUACGCAGAGAAGCCAUACAUUGUAAAGCACCCAGAGGACAAAGUGCGCUAUGAGGGACAGCGUGUGAUGUUAUGCUGCAAGGCAGCAGGGGAGCCCAUGCCAGACAAAUACUACUGGUAUCACAAUAGGACCCUAUUGGACCGGAACAUGUUCAAAUAUGAAGAGGAUCUGGUGCUGAGAGACCUGAAGCCUGAGCAGACAGGACAUUACUACUGUAAAGCCAGCAGCCAGACAGGAAGCAUCAAGUCCUCACAGGCAUUCCUCAGCGUUAUCGCUAAAGGCAUGCAGGCAUGCAACCCCACACCUAAGAACCACCUCAUUAGGCUGCCCAUGGACUGUGUUCAGCCUGGGACUGACUCUAAGCUCUACAACGCUGGCCGCUGCACCCACAACAAGUGUGUAGGCUCCCUGGACUUCGACUUGCGCUGCAGGGAUGGAGGUGGCUACUGCUGCGGGGUCCAGAAGAUGGAGAGCCGGGUGAUCAACUGUGGGAGCUACAGCCUACCCAUCAAAGCUGUGACUGAGUGUGGCUGCCUGAAGUGUGUGGUGCCCAAGGUGCUUGUGCGUGGCAGGGUGGUCACAGUUGACAACGAUGAACCACUGCGUUUCGGGCACAUGUAUGUUGGCAAGGAGAGAGUGGGCACCACAGGGUACAAAGGAGGUUUCACGCUCAAUAUAACUCCAGACACAGAGAGGCUAGUGGUCAACUUUGUGGAUCCCACAGAAAAAUUCAUUGACACUCCUAAGGUGUUUAUCUUUGACAAGAGAGGGGGCUCUGUUUAUCAUGACGUGAAGGUGAUGAGAAAGCAGGAACCCAUUGAUAUCAAUGCUGGAGAGACAAAUACCAUUGACUUAGGAGAAAUCAAAGGAGAGGACCCCAUUGGACAGAUUGUCAUACCUCCAAAUUCUUUCCACAAAAAAAAUGGGGAGGUGUACGAAGGUACGGUGAAAGCCAGUGUCACCUUCAUUGACCCCAGGAACAUCACCACAGCUGCUGCAGCGCCUGGUGAUCUCAACUUUGUGGACGAUGAGGGUGACAUGCUUCCACUGAGGACAUAUGGGAUGUUUUCCGUUGACUUCAGAGAUGAUACGAACCAGGAAGUCCUAGGGGCUGGAGCGGUCCAAGUACUCCUCGACACGCAGCACGUCAAAAUGCAAGAACACAUUCCCAAAAUGAAACUGUGGUCCCUCAACCCAGACACAGGUGUCUGGGAGGAGGAGAGUGACUUUCACUACACUCAGACCACAUCUGGUGGUAAUGGACGGCGCAAGCGAGAGGAGCGCACUUUCCUCAUAGGUAAUAUGGAAAUCAGGGAGCGUCGACUUUUCAACCUGGAUGUGCCUGAGAACCGCCGCUGCUACGUCAAAGUGAGGACAUACAUGAGUGACAAAUUCCUGGCCACUGAGCAGUUGGAAGGUGUGGUCAUCAGCCUGAUAAACUUGGAGCCCAAGCCUGGCUUUUCCUCUAACCCCAGAGCAUGGGGUCGCUUUGACAGUGUGAUAACUGGACACAACGGAGCCUGCCUGCCAGCCUUCUGUGAUGCUCAGGUGCCUGAUGCUUACACAGCUUACGUCACAGGCAUUAUGGGUGGUGAAGAACUGGAAGCAGCUCCCUCAACCCCCAAGAUGAACCCAAACAUCAUUGGAGUGUCUCAGCCAUAUUUAGACAAGAUAGACUACCAGCGUUCAGACCACAAUGAUCCAGCUCUUAAGAAAACAGCCUUCAGAAUCAACUUGGCAAAACCCAACCCCAAUAAUUUGGAAGAGACCAACGGGCCAAUAUACCCCUACCAGAGUUUAAUAUCCUGUGAAAAUGCUGAAGUCAAUGCCAACCAUUUCCGAUUCUUCAGAGUGGAAAAGGACAAAUACGAAUAUAACGUUGUGCCCUUUCAAGAGAACGACUUAACAUCAUGGACAGGUGACUACCUCUCUUGGUGGCCCAACCCACAAGAGUUCAGGGCUUGCUUCAUCAAGGUCAAGAUCCAGGGACAACGGGAGGUUAUGAUAAGGUCACAGAACCAUGGAGGCACCCACCCUGAGACUGCAGGCCAGCUGUACGGCAUCAGAGACAUUCGCAGUACCCGCGACAUGCACGUGGCCAACAUCUCAGCAGCUUGCCUCGAGUUCAAGUGCAGUGGUAUGCUCUUCGACCAAGCCGCAGUCGAUAGGUCCCUCAUAUCAGUCCUCCCACAGGGCAACUGUAGGAGAGUGGGCAUCAACAGCCUCUUAAAGGAGUAUCUCACCAAGCACCCCCCUACCUCACCGAACAAUGAGUCCCAUGCCUUCAACAUGCUGGCCCCAGUCGACCCCUUGGGGCACAACUAUGGCAUCUACACAGUCACGGACCAGAACCCAAGGGUGGCAAAAGAGAUCGCCAUUGGACGCUGUUUUGACGGUACCUCUGACGGCUUCUCCAGAGAGAUGAAGUCAGACACUGGGGUUGCUCUGACCUUCAGCUGCCCAGAAAGGACUUUAACCAGGGAGAGUCUCUUCCAACGCCUCCAGACAAACCCCAGCCAGACCCUGUCUCAGAUGGCAAGGGACAUGAGGGAGGCACAGGGGCUGCAGGCCCGAGGAAGGUCCUCCCGGGUAGUGACCUACCCCUCUGAAUCCACGAGCCGCAGAUCCAGCUCCUCUAGCAGGAGGAGAUCUACGAUGCGGACACAGAACCGGCAGUAGAUCUGCCGUUAAUAAGUCUUUGGGUUAGAAAUGAAGAUGACGUACUCUCACAAACAAAAGAAGGAAAUGUCAAGUUGUGUCAGCCUGGUGAUGUUGGAUGUGAACUUUCUCUGAACACAGUACGGUAAUCUAUUGAAGCAGUAACUUCUCCAGCAAAACCACACAGGAGAGCGAAAUUAAGACUUUUUUUCCUCUGAAACUUACUGGAAGGGUUUGGCAAUACAUAUCAGUA